CGUACCCAUUAGACGAUACAAGGCAUCGAAAAAGAAUAACGGAACAGAAAAAAUCGGAACUCGAGUCACCAAAAUAUAUUACGAAUUCAUCAGGUCAAAAACUUCUUUUGGGAAUCAAUAAUAGACUUUGGGUUGUUGUUGACAUUUUGAUUAAUGUUGUGAAGACAUAUUCAGAUGCGUAUAAUGGUGUUAGAUUUGGUAUAUGGCAAAUAAUUUAUUUGAUAUGGAUAGGAUUAUUAUGUAUUGGAUUUAUUUGUGGAGAAUAUUGGUACAAUUAUCGAAAUGGUGUUUUCUUUUGGAACACUUCUGAUCCCGAGGAUAAUCAACAUCGUAUUGAAUCAUUAAUUAAUGGUUAUAAUAAAUUGCCUGACAUAACUUGGGAUGAUGUGAAUCAAAGGGUAGCCAGUGAUUUUUUUCAUGAUAAAUCAAAAAUACAACAAACGCAACCAAUACAAAAGCCUAUCAAUAAAAAUUUAAUAAUACAAAGUAAUAAUGACGCGGAGAAAUUAUUUUUAAAGAAACGUAACAUUCAAAAAAAAUUACACAGACCAAUUUCGCUUGCAGUAAAAGUUGAUCAAAUCAAUGCAAAAACUUCUUUUAAUAAUAAAAUAUCACGUGUAGCGAUUCACAGUCAUAGUAAAUUUGCCGCAACAAAAUUAGCUACAAUGGCAAUCGCAAAAUUAUUAAAGAAUGAUCAUCUUCGUAAUAAUCGAUUAACGUUCUUACCAUCUUCUCAAUCCUAA
Messenger RNA from Entrophospora sp. SA101, 743 nucleotides. The record is from the annotation of a GenBank genome assembly. Lineage: Eukaryota; Fungi; Glomeromycota; Glomeromycetes; Entrophosporales; Entrophosporaceae.